GUUUUAUUAGAUAAAUUAAUCCCUCGUGCAUUCAAAUGGUAUAAAAAGUGUGAGGAUCUAGACAAAACAGCAUCAGUUGAUCAUAUCCAACUACCAAUCGUCAGCAUGAAGUGCUCCUGUGCGCUGCUCCUUUUGGCCAUCCUGGGAUGCUGCCUGGUGAGCCUGUCGAGAGCUGCCUCAACCACAGCCACAACCGAAGCCUCCACCGCCACCACCACCACCACAGCCGCGUCCUCGGCCACCACCACAACCACAGCCGCGUCCACGACCACCACAACCACCGCAAGCACCACAACCACCACCACAGCUGCUUCCUCCGGCAAAAAGAAGCACGUGACCCACUACAAGCGCAAGACCCGCCGACCCAAGAAGGUCAGGAAGAUCCACCGCAAGAAGAAGCGCAGCGGUUAAACAGCUUUUUAUUCCCUCCAAUCCGACUCCAUUUGUUUUGAGCUCCAACUUCUUAAAUUCUUCUCCUGUUAUAGU
Messenger RNA from Drosophila suzukii, 486 nucleotides. Lineage: Eukaryota; Metazoa; Arthropoda; Insecta; Diptera; Drosophilidae. The record is from RefSeq and is a predicted model, not a curated record.